UGACAGUUGAUAUAUCGGUAAAAAGAAAAUAUUCCGUGGUAUUUGUAAACAUGGCGGAUCACGUCAUGCAUUCCGAAUAUAAUAAACAAAUAAUUUCGAAAAAUGGAAAUAAACAGUGGGUGAAGUUAAAUGUAGGCGGUACAUAUUUUUUAACGACGAAAACCACUCUAUCCAGAGACCCCAACUCAUUCUUGUACAGGCUAGUUCAAGACGAUAGUGAUUUAAUAUCGGAUAAAGACGAUACGGGGGCGUACUUAAUAGACAGAGACCCAAACUAUUUUUCACCAAUUUUAAAUUACCUUAGGCAUGGCAAAUUAGUAAUGAACAAAGGCUUAGCAGAGGAAGGGGUGUUAGAAGAAGCUGAAUUUUAUAAUAUUGCUGAACUUAUAACAUUAGUGAAAGAAAGGAUUAUGCAUAGGGAUAACAUGCCAGGCAAAGAUGGAAAGAAACACGUGUAUAGGGUCAUACAGUGCCAUGAAGAUGAACUAACUCAAAUGGUCUCUACAAUGUCAGAUGGUUGGAAAUUUGAGCAGCUAGUAAAUAUUGGCUCACAGUACAACUAUGGAUCAGAUGAACAUGCAGAAUUUUUAUGUGUAGUGAGCAGAGAAUAUGGUGCCCCUGAAAGCUCAGAAGUUAAAAGUGAUAGAGAAGAUAGAGCUAAGGUGUUGCAACAGAAAGGGUCAAGGAUGUGAGUGAGACAGCGCAGCAUGUGGGGCAACUGCGGCUGGUGCUUCAUGUUUGUCAGGUUGUGCAAAGGUUUUUUGAAUUAUUAAUCUGUAUACCAUCAAUCCGUGAAGCUCUUCCCCGUAUUACUGUUCACAAUCUAGGGGAACAUGAAGUAUGAGAUCACCUAUAGAAAAUCCAAGAUGUAGAAAUUUAUCCACUGAUAGCUCAUUUUCCAAGUAUAUGAAUAGCACAAUAUGUGACACUAGAUUGUGAAAGUAGUAUAUUCAUAUAUUCACUGUCAUAUACUCCUAACAAUAUCUGAGGAUUGUCAUUUUGAUGGAGAAUUAGCACGUUAAUUAAUAUUUGCAACAGACGAUAUCCAGUUCAGUUGAACAUAAAAAUGGGCAAAUGUAUGUAUUGACCACAAUCUCUAGGUGCCAAUGUUGCCAUCUCUCUGACUGUUAGCUUUGGUUAUGGGAUUUCCUGUUCCAUCUUUGAGACAUUCUGGGUCUUGCCUUGACAUCAGCUUAUAAUGUAAUAAAAUAUAUAUAAAAUGUUUCUUCACAUAGAAAAUCGAGUUGCUUUUAUACAAUAUAAUGUUGUCGAACAAUUUUAGAAAUAUUUGUACGUACACCCUAUUAAUGAAUCAUUGUUUUAUCUUUAAUGCAAAAUUCUUCAUCAACCUGACCAUUUCCCAACGUGAUGACACUCUCUGAAUAUUAAAAAUACUCUUGUUGAAGCAUCGAUGUGCAUAUUUCAAGUGUGAAACAAUAAACAUGACUAAUUGGUUUUUAUGUGAUCGAACUUUGUAAAACGGAUCAUAAGCUCGUAAUGUAUGAUUGAUAAAAAAUGUACAGGACUGAUAGGGAAACUGAAAACAAUAAUAUUCAUGCAAUUUUACGGCUCGUAUGUUUUGAUAUGCACGGAAGGGCGAUGACGUCUAGAUAAAAAUUAAUCCAUAGAUCACGCAAAAGACAGUUGAUUGUAAAUCAGGUUGAAGAUAUAUGAAUAAUGAUGACAGUAUAUUUCACAAUUCUACCAUAUAGCUAAAAAUAUACUUAUUUCGGCGUCCGAAAACGGAUCUGGAGUACAAUAGCGCCAUCUAGGAAACAGUAGCAGAACACAAUUAUUAAUUUAGCAAUAAAAUUUGAAAAGAGUUGGUGUUUGGUCUGCUAUUGUGUCACAGAUGGCGUUAAGAUUAUCAAUCCCUUCUCGGCACAAUGCCUCUUUUAAUUGGGUAACUUCGGGUAGAAUACUUUAUUUAAUGCCUGAAAUUACCCAGUUAAAUGUCCAUUAGAGAGGCGCCAAAACGGAAUUAAAGAUCCCAGCGCUAUCUAUGAGACAGCAGCAGAACUAAGCAGUCUAACUCUUUCCAAAGUAGGUUCUUAGAUUUGAUGUUCUGCUACUACUUAGGUGGCACGUCAAGUAGAAUAUAUUAAUGCUACUAUAAAAAAUCUACAGAAAGGGCAAAUACACAGCAGUUAUAUGAUGAGAUAAGCUUUAAAGUUACUGAAAAUUUCGCCCCAACCAUAUAUGUCAUUGAUGUAUCUUCAAAAUGUAGUAAGGCACCUUUAAGGGGACUUACACCAUUUUAUAUCAUCUUUAUGGUUAAAUGUCAUGUUUAGCCCUGCAUUUGAAAUUUGGGUGCAAUGUUAAGGCUCCUUAAACUAACAAAAUAUGAAAAUAAUUUGAAAAAAUUAAUCUAAAGACUGUAGGUUUAUUAUAAGGAAAAAGUGUAAAUAUAACAUAUAAAGCAUUUUAAUACAUGUACAUUUUGAUGAAUUCAGAUAUUUAUUUAACUCAAUGUAUGUAAACUGUUUUUAAUGUAAAUGGUAGAUUUUGAAACAAUAUUCACAUUUUUUCAAUUACUAUUUAAAAGUUUUGUUUUUUCUAAAACGUUUAGUCUUGCGGUUUUUGUGACCCAAAAACAUCUAUUUCAUAGUUGCUUUAUUGAUAUGGUGUACUAUUAUUUCCUAUAGGUUUCAUUUUGUUAUAAAUUUGUGACAAAAGUCCUACUAAUACAGUUGCUUUAUAUAAUUUGUGUAAAAUAGAAUAAAUUAUACUUCUAAAGUUGAUUUAAUACUUAGGGCCGUAUCGUAAGUCGUCCCUGCAACCAUUACGGCCUUCCUGAUUUUCAUAGUCUUUUCUCUCCUUCAAAAACGCUGGGAUAUCUUUAGAUUUCCACCAUUCUGUGUCAGCACUCUCCUAUUGUGAAGUUACGUUUUCUUUUUGAAUUGUAGGAAAUUUAAGGCUGUUAAAAUGGAUGAUAUAAAUUAGCAUGACAAUUUGAUCCCAAUGGAUAAUUGUUACAUAACCUCAAAGUAGGAACAACUGAUGAUACAGCCCUUAGUUAUCAAUAGUGUUAUAACUCAAGUGCUUCUGUAUACCAUUUUCUUGGUGUUUUCUGAGUUGUUACCAGUAAUACAGGGUUUACCAGAAUGUAUAUCAUCUAAAAAAUCCCUACAAGGUAUGCACUUUGUUAAUUUAUUGUAUCAUUUCUGGAAGACUCUGUGUAUCAGAUCUCAGAUAUACAUGCUGGCAAAGCAGUUGAUUUUCAUAGUUAUAUUGAAAUUUAGGAAAGAUAACUGUCGAAUAGUUGAGAUGAUAUUUAUUUGAUAUUUCACUGAAACUCAAAAUAUGUCUUCACAACUGAUACUUUAAUGUUUUUACUUAUGUACUAAUAAAUUAUUUGUUUUUUUUAUUUGAAAUAAAUGAUUUUUUACCUCUAA
This is a messenger RNA of Acanthoscelides obtectus, 3395 nucleotides long. NCBI's taxonomy places the organism in Eukaryota, Metazoa, Arthropoda, Insecta, Coleoptera, Chrysomelidae. The record is from the annotation of a GenBank genome assembly.